AUGAAUGACGAAGAUAAUAGCACCAUCUAUGACACAGUCCAAAAAAAAGAGGUGUAUGAGGUUCCCCUAGGCUUGCCAGAAGAAAACGAAGUCCCUCUUUAUGAUAACAUCCGUGAAGACCUGAGGUCAGAAAAUGAGGUGUAUGCCACUGAACUGGAAAGCCACAAAUAUGACUCUGUGUCCGUCUAUGUUGCCGACGGUGAGAACAGCUUGACCUCUUCUCAGCCAGAAGCAGGAGACUACCUUCUGCCUGAUGACAUACAUCCUGAGUCCCAGGAUCUUCAACAGGGUGAGCCACCAGUCUCCAGUGAAGACUGGAAUAGCUCAAUGGAAAAAUUACACUCACCAGCCCAGGACCAAGAAGAAUUAUAUUUAGAACAAGAAGAAUUGCAUCCACCAGCCCAGGACCAAGAAGAAUUACCCUCACUAGCCCAAGACCAGGAAGAAUUGCCCUCACCAGCCCAGGACCCGGAACCCCAGGAGGAUGGAGGCGUGAUGGAGAAAGACCUGUCUUCUCCAACCUUCCCUAUCCAGCAGAGCAGGGCCUUCUUUCCCAGCAAGAGGUCCUCCACCCGCUAUUCUGCUGCUGAUGGUUUGGAAGAAGAUGAAUCAACGUCCACGGACCCUGAGAUUAGCCUCUUUGUUAAGGCUGGAAUUGACGGGGAAAGCAUUGGCAACUGUCCCUUCUCUCAGCGCCUCUUUAUGAUUCUCUGGCUGAAAGGAGUUGUGUUCAAUGUCACCACCGUGGAUCUGAAAAGAAAGCCAGCCGACCUGCACAACCUCGCCCCUGGCACCCAUCCGCCCUUCCUGACUUUCAACGGGGAUGUGAAGACUGACGUCAAUAAGAUCGAGGAAUUCCUGGAGGAGACCCUGACUCCUGAAAAGUACCCCAGACUGGCUGCGAAACACCGGGAAUCCAACACAGCAGGCAUCGACAUCUUCUCCAAGUUCUCUGCCUACAUCAAAAACACAAAGCAGCAAAACAAUGCUGCGCUUGAGAAAGGCCUGACCAAGGCCCUGAAGAAACUGGAUGACUACCUGAACAGCCCUCUUCCAGAGGAGAUCGACGCCAACACUUGCGGGGACGAAGACAAGAAGUCCCGGCGCAAAUUCCUCGACGGGGACGAGCUGACCCUAGCCGACUGCAAUCUGUUGCCCAAACUCCAUGUGGUCAAGAUUGUGGCCAAGAAGUACCGCAACUACGAUUUCCCGGCUGAGAUGACAGGCCUGUCGCGGUACCUCAAGAAUGCCUAUGCCCGCGAUGAGUUCACCAACACGUGCGCGGCAGACCAGGAGAUCGAGUCGGCCUACGCGGAUGUCGCCAAGCGCCUCAGCCGGUCCUGAGCUCGGCCGCCUUGCCCCGCCGCUGCCGCAGAAGGACUCCGCUUCUCCCAAAGGACUCCGGCCUCACCCACUCCUCUUCCGCGUCACCUCGGGACACACCUUUUUGUAGCCCGCCACAUCUUGCUGGCCUCAUGGAAUUCCAGCCUGCUGUCGCUUAGGAAGGUCAGCGCCAACCCCAUCUGAUCGUGCAGGAAUCUGCAAGCAAGAAUGUUAGAAAUAGUCAAGCUCUCAACCUUUGGGCCUGACCCGAGUUCAGUGUGUUUGGGGUCAGUGUGGGGACAGCCCGUGUGAGGGACUGUCACUGCCCCCCUCUGCCAAGAUCAGAGUCUCUCCUCAGCUGCAUUAGGAAACCGCGACACUGUGUCCCCCUCCGCCUUGCUCUUCGUUGGUAGCUCCACCGCCAAGGACAGACGCCAUCAUCGUUCUUACUAGAAAGAGAUCCCCGCGUUUGGGGGAGAUGGAGAGAGUGGGGGACAGGCAGGCUAUGGGUUUGGCAUGUGGCAGACACACCUUCAGUCCCUCACGGCGUCCUGACGCCUGCUGUCACACUGGGCACCGAGGACCAGGUUGGAAAACCACUUCAGAUGUAGUCCCAGUCUGCGGCAUCGCAGUGCCCUCGGGUAUCUGGCUGACACCAGCCUCUGUUUUUACACCGUCCAGGCCUUUUGAGGAAGGGAAAUUGGCAAGCAGUUGCAAACAGGAGUGACUGGGAAGGGCUGGAUGAGCAGCAUCAAUGCCAAAAGGCCACGGGGUCUGCCAGCCACGGAUUUUGCUUGCUAGGGGUAGCUGUUUUGGUGGAGAUUACGUUUGACCCGUGAGUGAAUUUUGGUCUUCGAGACAGCAGGGGGGAGGUGGGGGGAUGGGUGAAGAUAAAGAAAUUCUUUAUCCCUGGCGAUCUUUCAGACAGGUCUUCUCUCUUAUGAUCCCCCUAAGUCUUGAACUGCCGAUGUUAUAUAUCACUACCAACCUUAGAGCAAAAAAAUCCCGUAAGAAUUGGCCAAACAGGACUUUCCAGUCUCUUCAAGUCAGUCCCGGAGGCGGGUCUUGGGUCUGCUAGCUGGGGCGCUCCUGGCUGAGCCAGCCGCGGCCCCUGACCCAUGACAGGUACAUUUGGGAUGUGGCCUGACCAUGGAACACCUUAGGAAGAAAGGCCAUGGGCCUUUCUGACUGGGAAACCAUGUGGUGUGACCUUGAAGAAAAACAUGUGCCCCAUCUGGGCUACUUUUCCCGCCAUCUGACUCACCUACCAGAUGAAAAAGGAAAUGUUUUAGCUGGUAUUUCAGUCCUCCGUCUUUCUCCUCGCGUUUCACCUCCUUCGAAGCUCACCUGGUUGGAGCCUGGGGGCCUGGGCAGGGGAAACUAAGGAAAAUGGGCUAAUCAUCAUGCCCCUGGCCCUAUGAGAAAAGCCACCUCUCACAAGAUAAGGCUCCCAAGUGCCAGAGAGCCCCGGGGCCUGGCUUGUUGCUCCAGAAGGGCGUCAGGACAGCACGGGCCUUCCUUUCCAGGGAGGUAUCCAUGACCCGGCAAGCCCCAGACCCACCUGCCUCCAGGGAGUUCUGAAGAACAAAGGUGGCCCGCAGAUCCGAGCUCUGGCCAGGAAGCGGGGGCCCCCUUAGCCCACUGAAAGAGAGGACAUUUCUCAGUAGGACAUUUUUAUUAGCCUGAGCGCUUUGCAAGGGCAGAAGAGUUGAUUCAUUUCCACCCCUAAAGGAACCUUCCCUGGGACUCCCUGGGAACUUAGUCCCUAGACAUGUUUAAAAAAGAGAAUGGUGAGGAAAUGGCCCUUUUUACUAUACAGAAAAGCCCCAGACGGGUCUCUUGGGAGAUGAAGUCUUAAAAUGAUCCCAGGAGACAUUUAAUUAGCAUAAAUCCUGUUGUCCUCAGAAAGCCCUCCCUGAGGUUAGCAACAGAGGCGUGAUGACCUGAGAGGCAGUUGGCUUUCCAGAGACCCACAGUGGUGCUGUUCUAGAAGCAGGUCGGUGUUAGCGCGGCUAGCGCGACAGAGAAAACAGGCCACCCGGCUGGGACAGCUCCCCACGCGAGUUCUCCGAUGCUAAUGACUGGUCUGAUAGUCAGAAUCCAGCCAUUGGUGAGUCUUUAAAAUCAAACAAGCCAAACCAAAUCAGCAUUGUUGUUUCUAGAUGUUCCUUCUGUGGUUGACUUAGUUUUACAUAAAUAUUAAGGCACAAGGGCGGGGGCAGUUACACGAUCACUUACAAGCAUUUAAAACAGGGGACAGAGUUAUAGAUGGAAAGCACUUCUGAGUACUUGAUUCAGGAAUAUCUUUUUAUUUCAACAGUCAAUUACUAUAUAAUGUAACACUAUUGACUGAGAGUUUUAAUGUCUUAGGACCAGAUUUAUUGGAAUAUUUUUAAGUAACAAUUAAUAUUAUCUUCUGAUUAUUUUUUUCCAAAGGAGAUUUGUCUCCAGAUUCUUCAGCCCUCCUGAGCUUUGGCUAUAACCUUGUUAGAUACACAGCAAAUCAUCUUCCAGCGUCAGUAUGGUAAGGUCCUUAGGUGUCUCCAAACCCAACUCUGGAAGUAGUUUGGACUACUACUACCAAGGUUUGCAGAUUAGACUCCAGAGUUUUAAGACAGGAGGUCACCCUUGUCAUCGGUCUUGAAUGAAUAUUGAUCCUUCAGAAAGCAUUUCAGUGGCGUUUGAAAAGGUUUGGGAUGAGAUCUUAUUCUGUUUUAGAUUUAUUUUCCUCCUUCGAUUUUCAUGUCACUAUUUUAUUUGAUUGUUAAAGGAUAGCAUGGUGGGAGGCAGAGACAGAAAGGAGAAUUCCCAACUCAGAGUAACUGGGUAGAAUUUACCCAUCUAUCAGGUGGGGCUGCAUCUCAGGAUGGCCCAGAGAGAAAGUAUUGGAAAAGAUUUUAAUAACCUUAUAAGAGGAGUUGGAUAAUGAAAAGCUUGAUUGUUCUAGAGCGUGGUUCCUUCUACUGUGUGUCUUAAUCUCCUGAUAAGGGAACUCAAAGGCCUGGACAGUUCAGAAUCACCGGUUGUGAAAAGUGAAAAACACUUUUAUUUGGUCAUAACAAUCUGAGAUUGGUUUCAGCUUCCUGGCAAAUGCCACUGUUUGGUGUUCACAUCUUCUGCUGGUGGGGCCAGCAAGGAUGUCGGUCUUUUCAUUAGAAAAAGGCUUCACCAAGAGUGAAGUUCCCUGAGCUGUACAUGCGAGAAUUUAUCAAAUGAAACAACGGAAGCUUUUCACGACCCCUGUGCCCACUGGCCACUCUGCAGAUAGACACCACCAGCGUCUUCAAAUUGUUGCAAAAUAGAUCAAGCCUGGAACAGACCCUGAAGAUCUAAGAAUCCCAGGAGGCCUAGACAAAUAGAAUUAAAAAGAGGGACAGAGUCAGGAGGGUAUGGGUCUACAUAGUUAUUCAUAGAGACAAACCGCCGAAGUCUGUGUCUAAAAAUCAAUUGGUCUAGAGGCAAGAGGCAUCCAGUAGGUAUAUCUGACUCACCACUACUACCAGAGGCUAGGAGCCAUUUUGAUAGAGUGAAUCAAGGUGUGGUGUCUCUCUCCUUGGAAAGUGACAUAGUAUUAAGUCAUUAUUGAAACUAAGUUCAUUGAUUCCCAAGGGAUCACUUCCUUCAUUUUUGACAAUGCCAUUGAAAAGAAUUGUAAGCAUUAGAGAAAGAAGUAUGCAUGUGGAGCAUCCUAAAUCCCAACAUUUUUGGGCUUGGAGCCCUUUCUGCACACAAAACCGUUGUCUUCUAUCCAGUGCUUUUUAGCAGCAAACCAAGGAACACGUGCCCCCUUGAUGAAUGCAUAUUCCUCUACCUUUGCCAAUAUUCUUCUUCCAGCUUAGUUUCAGCAUUAGGUAUGAUCCAAAUAAAAGUGUGCAUAAUUUUAUUUCAGGUCACUUGAAGAAUUAGAUCCAAUGUUCCCCUUACCAAACAAAAAUAAAAUGAAAGGUUGCCUCAUGAUAGGGUUUGGGCUAAUCUGUGUUUCGAUAACAGCAACCUGAUUUUUUUUCAAACAUAGUUUUAAGGAUCCAAUUGUCUAAGAUAUUUUAUGUAUAGUUAGAGUUUUCGUAAUCUUGAUUACGCCUAUACUUAAAAUAUACGAUAUCCAGCUGAUGUUUAAAUUUGUCUUCCCUUCCUGAUUUCCUGUUUUUCCCAUUGGAAAAGCCAGGGUUUAACUAAUUUAGCAAAGGAUGCCUGGCUUUUAUAGAAGAACAAACAUCUCAUUUUAGAAAGACACUCCAAAUCAUGGUCACUUGCUUUUCUCAAGACCUUGAACUGUGGUGAUAAAAUAGCAGGACAUGCUUUCAAGCCUUAAUAAAUAUAAGUUGCCUUUUAAUGAAGAUCUUGCUGAAUGUUUUCUUCAUGAAUCUGAAGCUGUUAUAAAGUUGGUUUCCAGUUUUGAUUGGUAUUGACUGAUUCAAAUAAAGUUGGUUUAUUUUCAAAUA
Molecule: messenger RNA, 5765 nt
Organism: Hyaena hyaena (striped hyena)
Lineage: Eukaryota; Metazoa; Chordata; Mammalia; Carnivora; Hyaenidae
Gene: CLIC5
Product: chloride intracellular channel 5
Exons: 7
Coding region: 1-1344 (447 amino acids)
Source: RefSeq, a predicted model, not a curated record